AUUGAGAGCGUUCCAGUCAAGUGAAUUCCAAAUUCAAUCGUCAACAUGUUUAAGUUUGUUCUAGUUCUUGCGCUGGCUGUGGCUGUUUGCGCUUCAUGGGAAGGAGGGCAUGACGGUGGACAUGGAGGUCAUCAUGAGCAUCAUGAUUAUCACUCGCAUCCCAGUUAUAAGUUCGAAUACGGAGUGAAGGAUCAUAAAACGGGAGAUCACAAGAGUCAGUGGGAACAUCGAGAUGGAGAUGUGGUCAAGGGAGAGUACACCCUGGAUGAAGCUGAUGGAACCAAACGAAUUGUGCAGUACAACUCGGACAAACAUAACGGAUUCCAGGCUCAUGUGACCCGAGUUGGUCAUGCCAAUCAUCCACAGGUGUAUCACCAUCAUCAUGAGGCAGGACAUGGAGGCCACGGAGGAUUCGAAGGACACGGUCAUCAUGGCCAUGGCCAUGCCAGCAGCUACGCCAACUCGAACCUGCACUCGCAUCAUCAUCACUAA
Uranotaenia lowii is the source of this 492-nucleotide messenger RNA. RefSeq names its product adult-specific cuticular protein ACP-20-like. The transcript has 2 exons. The coding region runs from base 46 to 492 and encodes 148 amino acids. NCBI's taxonomy places the organism in Eukaryota, Metazoa, Arthropoda, Insecta, Diptera, Culicidae. The record is from RefSeq and is a predicted model, not a curated record. Gene Ontology annotation, cellular component: extracellular matrix.